Messenger RNA from Hyla sarda, 2537 nucleotides. RefSeq names its product glycerol-3-phosphate acyltransferase 4 (gene GPAT4). Gene Ontology annotation, cellular component: endoplasmic reticulum. The transcript has 13 exons. Bases 717 to 2078 code for a protein of 453 amino acids. The record is from RefSeq and is a predicted model, not a curated record. Gene Ontology annotation, biological process: triglyceride biosynthetic process. NCBI's taxonomy places the organism in Eukaryota, Metazoa, Chordata, Amphibia, Anura, Hylidae. Gene Ontology annotation, molecular function: glycerol-3-phosphate O-acyltransferase activity.
UCCACCAGGUGUCGCCAUCGGUUACCUCACUGUUUCCUAUUUUCUCUAUCGUUCCCAGAUCGUGCGCACCCCCCCCCCCUCCUCCUCCACCGGCUGGUUACGUAGUGACGUCAGUGAGGAGUCGGAGCGCGCAGGGAUCGGGAGCGGAGACAAGAGGGCUGGCACUUGCAUCUUGAAUUCCUGUCCAAGAAGAGGAGGCGGUCCAGUGAACCGACGUAUGCCCAGGCUGGGGAGAAGUCUGACGCCCUCCCAGACCCUGACUACCAAGACAUGCCUGUGCCAGGGCGGGCUCAGUUAAGACUGGACUGGAGAGCAGACUGUGAAUGUGGGUACCACCACGGCCAUAGUGAUUGAACGCGGACAUGGUCAUUGGACAUCACAGAUGAGUGUUAUCCGAGGGCUGGAGUAUCGCUCUUACAAUCGCAACGUCAGUACGUUACCAGGCUGGGGCUAAAGAAGCAAGACGUCUGUCUUUGGGCAGUACAAGUGGGCACUGCCAGGGGAGGAUACUGCAACGCUGGCACCAUUGAAAAGGUGUUGGAAAGUCACUGCUGCCGGAACGUUGUGAAGUGUUUCAGUUGCUGUUACUAUCUGUUAUGUCAUCUCUUCAGCCGCUCCACAUGAGGAGGUGAAGGAUACAUCAAAGUACCUGCUGCUUCUGGUGCCCAUCUUACCUGGCCAGCGCUCCGCUUGUCACCUGUUCUCUGUCACACACCAUGAGCUCCCUGCUCCCCUUUGACAGCUUGUUAUGUAACCUCCUGGGCCUGUCUGUUACCUUGUGGUUCACCCUCCUGCUCAUCUUCAUCAUCGUCCCCGCCAUCUUCGGGGUGUCGUUUGGCAUCCGUUGGUUGUAUAUGAAAACAUUGCUUCGUAUUUUCACGUGGGCUACUCUGCGGAUAGAGAGAGGAGUGAAGGAGAACAGUCACGCACUGUAUAAACCCCUCAGCAAUGGAAUCAUUGCUAAAGAAAACACAUCCCUGCAGGACGGCAUCUGUGAGCUGCGGGGCAGCGAACGCUCCGGAGACAAGCCGGAGUUCGAGCUGUCGGACAUCUUCUACUUCUGUCGGCAGGGCAUGAAGAGCAUCAUGGACGAUGAGGUGACCAAAUGCUUCUCUGCGGAGGAGCUGGAGACCUGGAACCUACUGAGCAGGACCAACUAUAAUUUUCAGCACAUUAGUCUGCGCUUAACUGUGCUUUGGGGGCUCGGCAUGCUGGUGCGGUACACCUUCCUACUGCCACUCAGGAUCGCUCUGGCUUUCACCGGGGUCAGCCUAUUAGUGUUUGGCACCACGCUUGUGGGAUACUUACCAAAUGGCAAGUUCAAGGAGUUCCUGAGUAAACAUGUGCACCUUAUGUGCUAUCGGAUCUGCGUGCGCGCCCUGACUGCAAUCAUAACAUAUCAUGGCAGUGAGAACCGGCCGAGGAACGGAGGCAUCUGCGUGGCCAAUCACACCUCUCCGAUUGAUGUAAUCAUACUAGCCAGUGAUGGAUACUAUGCUAUGGUUGGACAAGUCCAUGGUGGCUUAAUGGGAAUAAUCCAAAGAGCUAUGGUAAAGGCCUGUCCACAUGUUUGGUUCGAGCGUUCAGAAGUCAAAGAUCGCCAUCUGGUGGCUAAAAGGCUAACGGAUCACGCACAAGACAAAAGUAAACUGCCCAUCCUAAUAUUUCCUGAAGGUACCUGCGUCAACAACACGUCGGUCAUGAUGUUCAAGAAGGGAAGCUUUGAAAUCGGAGCCACAGUGUAUCCCGUGGCUAUUAAGUAUGAUCCCCGCUUUGGUGAUGCCUUCUGGAACAGCAGCAAAUAUGGGAUGAUCACCUACCUCCUGCGAAUGAUGACAAGCUGGGCCAUAGUGUGCAGUGUCUGGUACCUACCUCCUAUGACACGACAGGAAAAUGAAGACGCAGUCCAAUUUGCAAACCGGGUGAAGUCUGCCAUCGCCCGGCAGGGGGGACUUGUCGAUCUACUUUGGGAUGGAGGGCUAAAACGUGACAAGGUCAAAGAUGUAUUUAAAGAGGAACAACAAAAGUUGUACAGUCGUAUCAUCUCUGGAAACCAGGAGAACCGAAGUCGCUCGUAAGCCCCAGCAUGGGGGAGCAGGCUCUGUUCUGGUCUACACUGCUGCUCCACACCACCACAGGAAGGAGACUCUGAGCCGCCGAAAUCCAAGCCAUGAAGUGAGGGCCGAGGGAACACACAACAUGGAGUCAGUCUGGAUUCAUCAGUCCAUGAAGAACUGUGAUAGUAGGAGGCAAGGGGCAUUUAUUGGGUGCUGGUUGCACCCGUGGGAUCAGUUAGGAGGGUGGUGGUCUAUGAACCACAGAUCUGUUUCAUGAGGCUUGUGACUCUGUUUCAUCUCAGUUACGGCCUGAAGGCCUUUUUUACGAAUGUUUCCAAUCCUCAGAUAUUGUCUCACAGAACCUAAAGGGUCAUUUCAAGAGUUACUUGUUCUGUGAGACUUUGCAUUGUUACAGGCCGCCAGAUAUAAAAUAUACUGGCGCCGCCAAAAAUGGACAACCCACCCCCCCCCCCCCCCCCC